UAAGUUAUAUAUAUAUAUAUAUAUAUAUAGGUGCAGCGAAGGUGAACAAUCGGUCUUUGUUGAAAGAAUUAACAACAAUAUGACUAGGUUUCUAGGAAUUGUUGUCGUCGUUUCUGUUUUAACAAUUUGUUUGGGACUGGAGUAUCCAUGGAAUGGUCCGUGCAGAGCCGCUUACGAUGGUCCUUACAAAGAGUCGGAGACUAAGGAAUACACCGCUAAAGCUGACUGCACUGAGGGUCGCUUUGACUGGAACUACCCCGUAGGCACAACGGUGUUUCACAUGCAAAGUUCAGUUUACAAGAAUUUCCAGUUUUGUUUUGAAGAUUUAUACGGCUCACAGCUGGCUGGAUACUGGAAAAUUUACGAUGUCACUGGCGGCCAGAACGUUCCAAUUGCUAAACCCAAGGGAAGAGGGGUCGUCAUCUGCCGCCAGUCUAGAAAUGGCAGAGUUGACCUUCGUCUGGAAGCGACAGAUGAUAAAACUUACGUCGCAGCGUUUGUUUACAAACUAGAGACCAACUGAUGUUCCCCUUCCCACGGAGCUAAGCGCAAAGUCAGUGUAUGGCAUGGUGAAGACAAUUUUGUGAAUGCACCUUGUGAAAAUUUGAAAUAAACCAAUGUAC
Molecule: messenger RNA, 623 nt
Organism: Lingula anatina
Lineage: Eukaryota; Metazoa; Brachiopoda; Lingulata; Lingulida; Lingulidae
Source: RefSeq, a predicted model, not a curated record